This is a messenger RNA of Plasmodium gonderi, 942 nucleotides long. RefSeq names its product variable surface protein. Bases 1 to 942 code for a protein of 313 amino acids. The record is from RefSeq and is a predicted model, not a curated record. The transcript has 3 exons. NCBI's taxonomy places the organism in Eukaryota, Apicomplexa, Aconoidasida, Haemosporida, Plasmodiidae.
AUGAGCGAAAAAAUAACGGAUAGUAUAUAUUUCAACUUUAAUAGUAUAUUUCCCAAAUGUACAGAGGGAUUCAUGUGGAGAUCACAUCUUCAUUUUAGUAAACCUAAUUAUCAUAAUUUCACGCAGUUGUGUAGUAAGUUUCACAAUGAAGUAACAAGUAUAGAAUCUAAUUCUAAUCCAUUUAUUCAAAAUUGCCAAGUUCUUAGUCUGUAUUUAGACCAUAUCAUAAGCAAUAUAAAUACGGAUAAUGAAGAAGCAUGUUGUAAAUACUUCUAUUAUAGACUAAGAAAUGAUAUAAUAAGAAAACCUCAUUGUAAGUGUAAUGGAUCUAAGGAAUGUUAUGAAAAAAUAAUAAAACAAAAGGGAAAUAGUUUCAAUACAACAAUAUCUGAUGUAUGCAUGAAGCAUUUGAUUGAUUUCGACAAUGGCACAUUUAAUAUGAUGGAAAAACUUGAUUAUAUGUAUGAUAAAUUUAACGAAUUUAAUAAAGAACAUAAUCCAACUUAUCAAAGAAUUCAAGAAUUCAUAAGUAUUUUAGAAAACCUAGAUAAUUCCUAUAAUAAAUAUAACGAAAGUUUUCUAUUAGUACUAAAAAAGGCUAAUCAAGCUUAUAUAGAGUUUGUGGGUACCUUGAGUGUUGGUGAUUGGAAUAAAAAAACCAUAUUAGGAUAUCUCAUUGAUAAAGGAAAAGAUAAAGGCAUAUUAAAAGUAGUUCAUGGAAUAGAAGAAAAUGAAGUAGUUACAGCAAGAGCGACACAAGCACAUGCUAAAAAAUAUAAUGAUACAGAUAUUGGUGCAGAUUCUACUACAGGAAUAGUCUUUUUAUACUUUUCCAUAUUUAACAAAUUAGAAUAUUAUUUAAUUCAUUUUUCAUUAUACUCCGAAUUUUUCAUUUUUACAAUCAAGGUUAAGGAAAUUAAGAAGAGUGUUGAAAAAAAAUAA